Zea mays is the source of this 1835-nucleotide messenger RNA. RefSeq names its product SEC14-like protein 1. Lineage: Eukaryota; Viridiplantae; Streptophyta; Magnoliopsida; Poales; Poaceae. The coding region runs from base 676 to 1512 and encodes 278 amino acids. The record is from RefSeq and is a predicted model, not a curated record. The transcript has 12 exons.
CUCCACACUUCAGCUGUUUAGCAAGGCAGCAGAAUAGCAGUAGCCCAUGUUGUUGAGGACAGGUCGCCUGUAGGCCAACCGACCAAAGGGCCACAGCACUACAGCAGGCCGGCCAACACGACUCCGAGUUGGAGGCGACCUCCGCUCCCCUCUUCCUCCCUCUUUCCGACUUUCCCUCCCUACUCGCCCCCGCGCCGCGCCAAUCUUUUUUCCCUCUUGACGGCGCACAUAAAUCCGCGCCAAAUCGUCAAACCAAAACCAGGCCGCGCCCGCCUCGUCAGUCCUCAGUCCUCACUUUCGGGCCGAGCUCCGGAUAUCCAGCGGCGGCAAUGGCAGCCGAAGCCAGCGCCGUCCAGCAGCUCGCUGGCCUCCUGGACCAAGUGGACGCGCCGCUGAAGAAGACAUUUGAGUUUGCAGGAUAACAUUUCCAUCUGAAAUCCUCUCUAAAGGCUAGGCUUAUCUGCACACUCUGUGCUGAGUAGGAGAUGCCAAAUAAUUCCCAGCAGAACCUCUUGGCUGGUGCCUGGUGGAGUGAGAAUCAAAAGAAAGUGCCACUUGCAAGUUGCAACAGAAUUAUUGCCUCAAUAACAUGAGAAUGUGCAUCAGGGCUACCCAACAGAGACAUUAUUGCGUUUCCUUAAAGCUAGAGAGUGGCAUGUGAAUAAGGCUCACAGGAUGCUUGAAGAUUCUUUGAAUUGGAGGAUGCAAAAUGAAAUCGAUAGUAUAUUGGAGAAACCUAUUAUCCCAGUAGAUUUGUAUAGAUCAAUUCGUGAUACACAGCUUAUUGGGUUAUCAGGAUACUCCAAAGAGGGCAUUCCUGUAUUUGCAGUUGGUGUUGGGCUGAGUACAUAUGACAAAGCUUCGGUUAACUACUAUGUGCAAUCUCACAUUCAGAUCAAUGAGUACCGAGAUCGUUUUAUUUUGCCUACAGUGACAAAGAAGUAUGGGAGACCUAUUACCACCUGUAUAAAGGUUCUCGAUAUGACUGGUCUGAAAUUGUCAGCACUACACCAAAUGAAGAUUGUGACUGCAAUAUCUACAGUUGAUGAUUUGAAUUACCCUGAAAAGACUGAGACCUAUUAUAUAGUAAACGCUCCAUACAUAUUUUCUGCAUGUUGGAAGGUCGUGAAGCCUCUGUUGCAAGAGAGAACAAGGAAGAAAGUUCAUGUGUUGCGUGGCUGCGGGAGAGACGAGCUUCUACAGUUCUGGAACAUGCAGAUCAUGGACUACUCCUCCCUCCCCCAUUUCUGCAGACAGGAGGGCUCGGGCUCAUCCAAACAUUCGUCAGGCGACGCCGAUAACUGCUUCUCUCUCGACCACCCGUUCCACCAGGAGCUCUACAGCUUCAUCCAGGAGCAGGCGCUGAACCAGGAGCUCAUCAAGCAGGGCUCCUUGCACGUGAAAAUCCCCGAGCAGGACCCUGAGGACGCAAAGAUCGUGGAGGUCAUCGAGGCCGAGUUCCACAAGCUUGGCGUGCAGAACGGGUCCGCCAAUGGCAUCGACCAAGCAUAGCACCUUUGUCUAAUAAGGCCAGCCUGAUUCAACCGAGACGUUGCUUGCCACUUCUGAUGCAACUAAUCCUACUGUUUAAUUUUUUUGGUGGGGUGGGCCCACCCCCAUUGCUGUUUCCUGGGGGGAGGGGGGGGGGGGGGGGGGGGGGUGAUUGGUAUUGGUGGUAUACAUAGCAAAGUCAUUUGCAGAUCCAUCCAUGAUGCAGGACUGAGAUAGACGAUAUCACCUGUGUAAACUUGCAGAUUUGCAAUGUGUCCUCAUCUCAUAUGUAUGCUGAGUUGAGAUGAAAUGAAUAAAUCAUCCUACAAGUUUUUUUUGAGUCA